AUGGAAUCAAAACUCAAGGCUCUCAAGGUCGUCGACCUCAGACACAUCCUCUCCAAAUCAGCAACAGCCGUCCCCGCAAAGGCAAACAAACAGGAGCUCAUAUCCAGGAUCCUCGCAAGCCCCGCUGCCCUCGCGGAGUACAAUAGCCAGCACUCCCCGGCCCCCGUCGACCAAAACGAGGAUUUGUUGGCUCCCCCAGAAGAAGUCGACUGGAACGAUGAACUGAGCGUGCCUGCCGAGUCGGCCACCCCCCUUGACACCGCUCCGGCUGCUGCUACACCCGUCGCACCCCAGGAGCCUUCUACCGCCACGGCCGCGUCACAGGCAGCGGGAGUGCCUAACUCCGUCAAUCCCUCCGAGCCAUCCACCGGGGACCCAGACCUCGAGGCACGGAGGCGUCGUGCUGAGAGGUUUGGCAUACCUCUUGUCGAGGUGAAAAAGAAAGCCACUGCUAAGAAUGCGACGCAGAAGGGUCCAGCAAAACAAGCCAAGGCUGUACCAGUUCCUGCCAUUGACCCCGAGAAACUAAAGGCUAGACAGGAGCGGUUUGGUCUACAAACACCUACCCCUCCCACUGCUCAGAAGAGGUCAGCCCCUGUCGAUCCCGUCGAAGAAGAGAGGCGGAAAAAGCGUGCCGAACGUUUUGGCAUCAAGCAAUGA
This is a messenger RNA of Pleurotus ostreatus (oyster mushroom), 660 nucleotides long. RefSeq lists its product as uncharacterized. NCBI's taxonomy places the organism in Eukaryota, Fungi, Basidiomycota, Agaricomycetes, Agaricales, Pleurotaceae. Gene Ontology annotation, biological process: poly(A)+ mRNA export from nucleus. The transcript is spliced from 6 exons. The record is from RefSeq and is a predicted model, not a curated record. Gene Ontology annotation, cellular component: nucleus. Bases 1 to 660 code for a protein of 219 amino acids.